Nicotiana attenuata is the source of this 933-nucleotide messenger RNA. Its product is annotated as non-specific lipid-transfer protein-like protein At2g13820. Bases 40 to 741 code for a protein of 233 amino acids. NCBI's taxonomy places the organism in Eukaryota, Viridiplantae, Streptophyta, Magnoliopsida, Solanales, Solanaceae. The record is from RefSeq and is a predicted model, not a curated record. The transcript has 4 exons.
UACACUCCUUUCGUUCAUUCAAGAAAAAGAAGAUUAUUUAUGAAUACCUUUCCAAUUGUGACGUGCAUUUUGGCCACAUGGGUUGUGGUGGCUGUAAACGCUGGCCAUGGCAGUGCACCACCAAUACAGUCGCCAAUUAAAGCUCCAUCUCCGUCGCCUUCUUCACCUUCUCCGGUACCAACGGCGGAUUGCUCAACCAUUGUGAUGGACAUGAUGCCUUGUUUGAAAUUUUUGGAGGCUGAUAGCAAUGGCACAAAGCCAGAUGAUUCUUGUUGUUCAGGGUUUAAACAGGUUUUAAAGACGAAUCCUGAUUGUAUUUGUGUUGCUUUGGCUACGAGUGCUAGUUUUGGUAUCACUGUUAACAUGACUCAAGCUGCCGUUUUGCCUUCUGACUGUGGCGUUUCCGCUCCUCCACUCACCAAUUGUAACAGUACCACCGCUCCUAGUGCUUCUCCUGUUAAUCCUUCAUCGCCAGUUAAUCCUCCAGCACCAAUUAAUCCUCCAUCACCACUCAUUAAUCCUCCAGCACCAGUCGUUAAUCCUCCGGCACCAGUUGUUAAUCCUCCAACUCCACAGCCAGCUGCAGCACCAACUUCAAAAUCGCCAGCUCCAGCACCAGCUGACGCAGAUCAAGCUCCAGUUCAAGCACCUAAUGCAGAGUCCAGUGGAUCCACCAUUAAUCUAACAUCAGCUUCAUUCUCAAUGCUUUUUGUUAUGGCAGCUUUCGCUUCACUAGCAUAAUUAUUAGAUUGUCAGAAUUAAGUCGUAGCUUCUAGUGUUUAUUCUUUUGUUUUAGUGGCUAGACAUUUUUAUCAAGCACUAGCCUUUUGGUUAAUUAGUACUUAGCUAGGUAGUUUCUUCAUUUAGAAUUAAUUAUAGAUGUUGCUUAUAUCACUAGUUUUAUUCUUUUUCUACAAAUAAAUGUCCCUAUUU